GGGGCCAAGUAACUCCUUAAACCAAGGUUGCAGUUGCCAAAACAGAAUGUCUAGUUGCCAUUAUGUGCUUUGCCACCUGGGGCUCCCAGCGAUCAGCUUGCCCAGUGGUCAGGGCUGGUGGUAAUGGGAGCCCCAAGAAAGGAUAUGUGGACAGGACCACCUUGGGAGAAGCAAAUGUUUAAAAAAGCUGUGUCGCCCUUUUAAAAGGUGGGUCCCUGGGUCUUGUGCAAGGCAGUCUUUCUCCUUUGACCUUUGGACUGCCAAAUAGUUCCCUUUUGCCUAUGGGGUGGGCAGUGUGGGAAAGCGGCUGGCGAGGCGUCGCUGGAGCUGCGAGAGGAACGCCUGCGUGUCGGGCUGGCCGGCCGGCCGCUUAACCCUCCAACUUGCUUCCCAGUGCGUUCCCACGACCUUGCACUCCCAGCCGGCUGAGCCACGCGGAACUUUUUUUCUUACCAUGAAACCCCAUCCACUCUUUUUGACCAUCGCCUUGUUCCUCUUUGCCUUCCCCUUCUACAUGAUGGACGGCCUGGCCGUCCUGGACAACCCCUCGGCCAUCGCAGUGACUGCCUUCGGGAUCCUCUUAUUCCUGUUUGCUCUGGUUUACUCCGCAAGUGACUCUGAGGAUGCCCUCUUCUACGUGUUCGUUGUACUUUCCUUCGUGUCGGGAAUCAGCGCCGUCAUUGUUCUGGAAGAAGAUGGCUACAUAAGCAACUUCCUGGAAGGCUACACGAGACAGGGUGAGCCAUACCUAAGCACAGCUCACGGUAUGAUGAACUGCUAUUGGUCUGCCACCACCCACUUUGCCCUCCAGCUGGCCAUGAUUGCAGCCAUCACUCAAAGAAAGAGUUUCCGGAACUUUGGGCUCUACUGGGUCGGAUCCCUCACCAUGAACUUUGCCGUCUACCUGCUGGGGAAUGUGGUUGGGAAAUACGGUUCUGAGAUCCGUCCGGACUUCUUCCUCAACGUCCCUUUGCUCCUUGCCCUCAUCUGGGCUGCCUCCAGGAUCUAUGCCCAGCCCAAGACGUUGUCCCUCGAGACGGCCGAUAAGGUUUCGGAAGAGCAGCGCAAAAGCCUCCUGCAGCGCCCGCUGGACUUGGUCCUGGUGGGCUUCUUCCUUUUCGACAUCAGCUUCACUCUGUUCCGGGGACUGGUUGUUCUGGACUGCAAGGCGGACGUCUGCUUUGACUACAUCAACCAGCAGGAGCCGUACCUGCGCGACCCGGUGGCUUAUCCCAAAAUCCAGAUGCUCGUCUUCCUGUUCUAUGGCCUGCCAUAUUUCUGCCUCUGCCUUUACGGCUUGCUCACCCCGGGAAGCUUAUGGAUGCCCGACUGGGCCCUGAUCUCCGCUGGCGCCGUUGCCCAGGCUCAGUUCUCUCAUACUGGCUCUUCGCUCCACCAGCACACCCCGUUUCCUUACCGCACCCCCGAAAGUGCCUGGUGGCUGGUCACCCUUUUCAACCUUGCCUACGCUGUGGGGCCUCACCUUCUGGUGUACCGCUGCCUUUGCAAUCCGGCCUUCUUCUCCCCGGUGGUCUCGCAAGACGACAUCAAGAAGAAGCAAUGAGGCAGAGGAGCCGGGGGUCGCCUCCCUCCACUGUCCGGCUGCAAACCAGAUCGCAUUGUGCAAAGC
This is a messenger RNA of Podarcis raffonei (Aeolian wall lizard), 1630 nucleotides long. RefSeq names its product transmembrane 6 superfamily member 2 (gene TM6SF2). Bases 455 to 1564 code for a protein of 369 amino acids. Lineage: Eukaryota; Metazoa; Chordata; Lepidosauria; Squamata; Lacertidae. Gene Ontology annotation, biological process: lipid homeostasis; regulation of lipid metabolic process. Gene Ontology annotation, cellular component: endoplasmic reticulum membrane; endoplasmic reticulum-Golgi intermediate compartment membrane. The record is from RefSeq and is a predicted model, not a curated record. The transcript is spliced from 10 exons.